AUGUCAAAAUUUUCUCUGCAGGGCCGCGUCGCCGUUGUCACUGGUGGUGGCAGGGGUUGUGGGUUUGCCUUUGCCCAAGGUCUCGCUGAAGCGGGAGCCGAUGUUGCCAUCUUCGACUUGAUCGAACCAGAGCCCACCACCUUUGAGCAGCUCUCUACAGCGAACGGCAUUCGAGCAAAGGCAUACUCUGUUGAUGUGACGUCGCUUUCAAGCUUGGAGAACGGGUUCGCAUCUGUUGCGGCUGACUUCGAUGGCAAGCUUGAUAUUUUCGUCGCUUGUGCUGGUGUGAACAAGAACGUGGAAUUUCUUGACACUGAAGAGGCAGAUUUUGACAGACUUUAUGGUGUUAACUGUAAGGGAUUAUAUUUCUCUGCCAAGCUUGCUGCGAAGGCUAUGAUCUCCAACGGCACCAAAUGCGGCAGCAUUAUUUUCGUCGCGAGCAUAGCCUCUCAUAUCGCCAUUCGUUCACAGCGCUCUACUGCCUACUGCGGCACAAAAGGGGCCGUUAGAGCUAUGGUGGCACCUAUCGCUGCCGAACUGAACAAAUACGGCAUCCGAGUCAACUCGAUCUCGCCCGGCUAUGUGAGAACCGAGAUGACCGCGCCUUUCCCCCAUCUUCUGGAGAGCUGGAAGGAUGAAAUCAUGAACGGUCGUGUUGCGGAGCCAGAUGAUAUCAAAGGUGCAUGUGUCUUUCUAGCCAGUGAUGCUAGCAGGUAA
Molecule: messenger RNA, 717 nt
Organism: Colletotrichum spaethianum
Lineage: Eukaryota; Fungi; Ascomycota; Sordariomycetes; Glomerellales; Glomerellaceae
Product: putative NADP-dependent mannitol dehydrogenase
Exons: 2
Coding region: 1-717 (238 amino acids)
Molecular function (GO): oxidoreductase activity, acting on the CH-OH group of donors, NAD or NADP as acceptor
Source: RefSeq, a predicted model, not a curated record